AUGCUUCGCUGUCCUGCCGGGCUUGCUGAGGUGCACAUCCCCGCCAUCCGGGCGCACCCGCUUUUCCGGAGGUACGCGGAGGUCAACAAGACGAUCAUGAUGGAGAUCUGCCACAGGGCCGUGGCGAGGCUCUUCCUCACGCGCAGCGACGCCCUGUUCGCCGACGGGGACAUCCCUACGCAGCCGCGCAUGUAUUUCGUCAAGGACGGGCGCCUGGCGUACGUGCAGAACGUCGACUCCAUGUGCCUCGCGAAUGAGGUGGUGACCGCCGGGCAGUGGUUCUGCGAGGCCACGCUGUGGACGAACUGGGUGCACCAGGGCUCCAUGAGCGCCCGGAGGGCCUGCAACCUGCUCUCCCUGGACAGCGAGGCCUUCCAGAGGCUGCUGACGCCCGUCCAGGCGACCGACCACUCCGUGCGCAACUACGCCGCCGCCUUCGUGGCGCAGCUGAACGACCCGUGCCGGAGGCUGACCGACCUCACAGACCAGGACAUGGACCUGGCGCAGAUGGCAGUGGACGCCUGCCCGCCCGUCAUCAUCAAGCGCGUCGCCUUCGACAUCCGCAAGCUGAACCCGCGGAGUUCCGACAUGCACGCCCUGAAGCCGAACGCCUCGGCGAGGCGAGAGCUCGUUCCGUCUUCGGCGUGGUUUCUGGCCGCCCG
Messenger RNA from Prorocentrum cordatum, 662 nucleotides. The record is from the annotation of a GenBank genome assembly. Lineage: Eukaryota; Dinophyceae; Prorocentrales; Prorocentraceae.